Molecule: messenger RNA, 441 nt
Organism: Solanum tuberosum (potato)
Lineage: Eukaryota; Viridiplantae; Streptophyta; Magnoliopsida; Solanales; Solanaceae
Product: peroxidase 49-like
Exons: 1
Coding region: 44-334 (96 amino acids)
Biological process (GO): response to oxidative stress
Molecular function (GO): heme binding; peroxidase activity
Source: RefSeq, a predicted model, not a curated record
GUUGAGGCGGAAGUGUCCAGACGACAACAACACCAUCAGCAAUAUGUUGAAUGAUGAACAUACAGAUACAGCUAGGGGUCUGAGUGUAUCAAUUGCGACUUCAUUAGAUAAUCACUACUACAAGACCUUGAUGAGAGGAAGGGGGCUGCUGUUUGCUGAUCAACAGUUGAUGGCUAAUGAAAAGACUGCUGCAGCAGUGACAGAUUACGCUAUUGAUGAUGGGAUCAUAUUUAGGACAGAGUUUGCUCAUGCCAUGGGUAAACUGUCCAAUUUUGGUGUUCUUACUGGAUCCGAAGGAGAAGUUCGGCACAGUUGCUCACAUCUAAAUUCGUAGAUUAGAUAAAUUCAUGACUUUUCCUAGUGCUUGAAUGAUGGCACACACAUGUACAGAGUGACUUGUUUGUUUGGAUGAAUGCUUAGAUCUCUAUCUGAUGUUUCUCA